CCACCAACCAACCAACCACUAGCUAAAUUAAAUAUAACUAAAGAAAUAAUCAAAUGGGUUUUGGUUUGAGUUUGUGAGCUAAGGAUGGCGAGAGCUGGAGGUAUAACAAACGCAGUGAACGUGGGAAUUGCUGUUCAAGCUGAUUGGGAAAAUCGUGAGUUUAUUUCUCACAUUUCUCUCAACGUUCGUCGCCUUUUCGAAUUCCUCGUCCAAUUCGAAGCUACAACAAAGAGCAAAUUAGCGUCAUUAAAUGAGAAGCUUGACACGCUGGAGCGUCGAUUAGAACUGCUUGAAGUCCAAGUGGGUACUGCAUCAGCUAACCCCCAUCUUUUCACUACUUGAUGUCUCAAAUCAUGUGACUGUAGAAAAGCAACUUCAUGUGCACAUUGGAGCAAUAUAAUCACAAGGAAGAAUGGUUUAACCUCUGUACUUCCAACCUAAAAGGUUCCUUAUCGCUAGAUUGGUGUUGGCAGUAAUGUCAUCUAACAUUCUCUGUCCUCAAGCUCGCCUUCAGUACUUUCAACCUAAAAGGUUCCUUUUGUCCAUAUUAGUAUGGAUAUUAUGUAACCGGACCAACUCUGUCCUCAAGCUCACCCUAAAAUUUGCAAUCCAGCGUGUGUGAAAAUGAACAGAUGAUUUGUCCCAUAUCUGCUUCGAUUUUGCCAUGAUUAUUA
This is a messenger RNA of Pistacia vera, 674 nucleotides long. RefSeq names its product protein BRICK 1. The record is from RefSeq and is a predicted model, not a curated record. The coding region runs from base 85 to 342 and encodes 85 amino acids. The transcript has 3 exons. Gene Ontology annotation, cellular component: SCAR complex. NCBI's taxonomy places the organism in Eukaryota, Viridiplantae, Streptophyta, Magnoliopsida, Sapindales, Anacardiaceae. Gene Ontology annotation, biological process: cell motility; actin filament organization; regulation of actin polymerization or depolymerization. Gene Ontology annotation, molecular function: protein-containing complex binding.